ACCUGUCUCUCUCUCUCUCUCCCUCUCUCCUCUCUCUCUUUCCAUAUUCGCACACUCCCGCCAUGGGAGCUCCAGCGAUGGUUUCUCUCUCAUCAAGGCCCUCUCUCUCUUACCCCCUAUCAUCCCCACCUCAUUCAUUCACCCCACAUUUCAUUUUUUCUCCUCAUUCUUCUUCUUCAGUUCUUUUUUCUCGAUUCAAAAGCUUCUCUAGAAGAAAGUUACUGCUAAACACAAGCCCUUGUGCACGUUUCAGACCUGUGAACGCUUCUUCUAUUGAGAGAAACCCAACGAAAUCUGAAGGAAAAUGGCUUCUUGAGCCUGUAGGUGAUGGUGAUUCGAGGCACAUAGGCUAUAAAGUUCCACUGCCAGAUGCAUUUGAAAUAGCAUCCAAUGUGGUAACUGUGGGCCGUCUUGCAGAGAAGGCAGAUAUGGUGAUUCCAGUUGCUACAGUAUCGGGCUUACAUGCUCGGCUUGAGAAGAGAGAAGGAAAUCUCAUGGUCACAGACUUGGAUAGUACCAAUGGGACAUAUAUCAAUGAAAAGAGGCUUAACCCAGGGAUUUCUGCUGCUGCAUCACCUGGCAGUUGUAUUGUAUUUGGUGAUACACAUCUUGCGGCAUUCCGUUUAUUGAAGCUCGAGUCAGAGGAUGAACCCUCUGAACCAGAAACACCCAAGGCAGUGCUUGAGACUGUUGAUCUUCCCAACAAUUCUUAACCCUUGAGUUAAGAUCUGUAUAUUUUCCUUAAUUAAUUUGUAAUAUAAACUUGAACCCUUUUCUUCAGAAUCUGUGUCGAGCUUGUACCAUGGAGAAAUCAGGAAGUUUAGAUGAUAUCUAUUAUUAUUUGCUUAAAUAAAUGCUCAAAAAUGGUAAAAUGUGUUUGGAUUUGUUAAA
Molecule: messenger RNA, 891 nt
Organism: Amborella trichopoda
Lineage: Eukaryota; Viridiplantae; Streptophyta; Magnoliopsida; Amborellales; Amborellaceae
Product: SMAD/FHA domain-containing protein
Molecular function (GO): protein binding
Source: RefSeq, a predicted model, not a curated record